GGUCAUACAGGAUGAGUGCUAGGUCAAUGUUAAUUGCAAUUAGAUAACUUCAGACGAUGCGGACGAAGGAAGGGCUUACAGAACAGCUCCUUAUAUUUUGAAGUAUUUCAGCACAUUUCUCAGCAAGAUUAUGCUCAACUGUGGCCCUUCGCAAUCUAUUUCAACUCGCAUUAGUUGCGUUUUCUCACUUUCUUCAUUUCAGGUGAAGGAGGUUGGAAUACUAAUGAGGAACUGCAGUCGUAUCGUUAACGAUCUCGAGAAAAUCUUCGAAGUCUAUUGGGGAAUGUCGGAUGACAACGCCACGCUACCUAUUACGUGGAGCACCAAUCUCAGCACCUCAAUAAACAGCUCAAGCCCUGCACGUAUCGACCUCGACGGCAGCAGCACGCUCACGUACAUAUCGAGUGCUCCUCCAUACUUCACGGCUCCCGGUAGGACGGAGGACAUUGACGCCAUCAUUGACAUAAUCAGCAAAGCGAAGCAAUUUGUCUACGUCGCGGUUAUGAACUACCUACCUAUAGAUUACUACUCUAAAACUAAAAGGUACUGGUCAGUGAUUGACGAGGCCUUGAGACGUGUCGCCAUUGAAAAUGGCGUCCGCGUCCGCCUCCUUGUGUCGAAAUGGAGUAAGACAAAAUCACUCACCUGGAACUUCGUGGAGUCGCUUGCGUCGCUGAAUUCCAGUGGUAUCUCCAUCGAAGUCAAAGCUAUCGUCAUUCCUGCCUUCACUCAAGAACAACGUAAAAUUCCUUACGCCCGAGUGAAUCACCAAAAGAUGAUGGUUACAGACACAGCCGCGUAUAUCGGAACAUCGAACUGGGAGCCGAACUACUUCAUCGAGACGACCGGAGUCGGGUUGGUCAUAAACCAGAAUUCAAGCGACUCCAUCAGAGGGGAGUUGAAGGCAAUUUUCGAACGGGACUGGAACUCCAAUUUCACUUACUACGUCAGGCCUGGCAAUAAAAGAAAAUGCUUCUGA
Molecule: messenger RNA, 979 nt
Organism: Dermacentor silvarum
Lineage: Eukaryota; Metazoa; Arthropoda; Arachnida; Ixodida; Ixodidae
Product: 5'-3' exonuclease PLD3
Exons: 5
Coding region: 131-979 (282 amino acids)
Molecular function (GO): catalytic activity
Source: RefSeq, a predicted model, not a curated record